AAAGAAAGUAAAAAAAAAAAGAAGAAGAAAAAAGAAAACAAAAAUAAAAGGUGUGGAAGAGAACGUUCUGCCCCCCUUCGGAUUUUGGUGGAUUUUCAUUUUCACCGUGCAAAAGCCAAGAAACCCCUCUUCUCAUUUUCCCUUUCUCUCUCAAUCUGCCCCACUACCCAAUCUCAUUUUACUCCUCACAAAAUUCUGCCAAAUCAAGAAAGGUUGUGUCUGAAAACGAAAUCAUUCUAUCAGGCUCAUUAAUUAGUUUUCAUCAGCUCCUUGCAAGAAAAGAGCUCAGAUUCACAAACCCUUUUCUGUUCUUUGUUUAAAUUGUAAGAUUUAUAAUAAACAAAAGAAAGACCAAAGCUAAAGCCAUGGAUGCUAAUUCCUGGGCUGCUCGUUUGUCCUCCGCCUCCAAGCGCUACCAAUCUGCGCUACAAUCUCGAUCUGGAACGAGAUGGGAUAGUAUUGAUGUGGAAAUGCUCAUGGGGUUUGAGGAAAUCGACAUGGAUGAUGAUAUAAGGGAGGAAUAUCCGUGUCCUUUUUGUUCAGAAUAUUUCGACAUCGUGGGACUCUGUUGCCACAUAGAUGAUGAGCAUCCUGUAGAAGCCAAGAAUGGGUACUUGCAGCGCAAGAGGAAAUCACGAAAAGCAGGUUCACAUUCGACUCUCUCUUUCUUGAGGCGGGAGCUCAGAGAAGGGAAUUUUCAGUCCCUUUUUGGAGGCUCUUCAUGCAUUGGGUCUUCCAACAAUGCUGCAGCCGACCCAUUGUUGUCAUCAUUCAUUUUGCCUAUGGCUGAAGAUUAUGAAACUGUUCCAUCACACACUUCAGCUGAGGCAACUUUAACCAAGAAAAGUUUGAAUAAUGGCAUACCAGAGAGAACAAUUGAGGAGCCUCCUAUGUCUGUUAAAGAUAAGGAGGAGAAGGCAAAGCGGAGUGACUUUGUUCAAGGAUUGGUGUUAUCUAUGAUGAUGGUUGAUGAUAAUUUAUAAUUCUGGCAAAUGCUGCUAAAUUAUGCGGUGGAAAAUGCUGGGGUAACUGCAAGACGGGCCGCCUAUUUCGUGGCCAACUAUGCCAGGACUUGUAUUGAGAUGGAAAGCGAAAUAAGUUUGUAGCAAUAAAAUGUAAAAUUUAUGUUGUUAAAUGUAAUGGUAGUUUGCAACGGGAUUGGAUGUGUUUGGUUUCGGUUUUUGGUAUUUUAUUUUUUUUAUUUGGUGUUGUCUCAUGCUUCUAUGAUAUUAUAUUUAUGGCAUAAUAGAUAUCAUGAUUUGCAUCUUUUAGCUAGA
Molecule: messenger RNA, 1277 nt
Organism: Striga asiatica
Lineage: Eukaryota; Viridiplantae; Streptophyta; Magnoliopsida; Lamiales; Orobanchaceae
Source: the annotation of a GenBank genome assembly